Molecule: messenger RNA, 1256 nt
Organism: Umbelopsis ramanniana AG
Lineage: Eukaryota; Fungi; Mucoromycota; Umbelopsidomycetes; Umbelopsidales; Umbelopsidaceae
Exons: 3
Coding region: 216-1049 (277 amino acids)
Biological process (GO): regulation of transcription by RNA polymerase II
Cellular component (GO): transcription regulator complex; PcG protein complex
Molecular function (GO): RNA polymerase II cis-regulatory region sequence-specific DNA binding; DNA-binding transcription factor activity, RNA polymerase II-specific
Source: RefSeq, a predicted model, not a curated record
GUCAAGGCGGAACUCAAGUUUGGGGUGACCGUAGUAAAAAAAUAAAAAAAAUAAAUAAUGUGGGCCAACUUUGAUCGGCGACCAAGAGAGAGAGACUCGCUCUUCAAGUUUAUAAGCGCUACUACUUUUUCCACACUUCUUCUUCUUUUCCUUUCCUAAUAUUUUUUUUUUAAUUUCUCUCUGUUUUUUUACGCGUACGUUAGUCAUUACAUUCAAUGGAUAUAAGAAACCUUUUAAACAGCCAUGAAGACUCGAAUCUCUCGACGUCGGUGGAAUCAGCUUCCUACACCGAUGCCGACAAACCUUUCGAAUGCAACUGGGAGGAGUGCGGCAAGCGGUUCUCGCGUCGAUCCGAUUUAUCGAGACAUCGUCGUAUUCAUACCGGGGAACGUCCUUACCGCUGCGACUGGCCGGGCUGUGGCAAGCAGUUCAUUCAACGCUCAGCCCUAACCGUGCACUUUCGGACUCACACUGGUGAACGGCCACAUUUAUGUGAAUUUGAAUUAUGUGGAAAGUCUUUUAGCGAUUCAUCUUCAUUGGCUCGACACCGUCGAACACAUACCGGCAAUCGACCAUACGUUUGUAGAAUUGGCGAUUGCAACAAGUCAUUUACCCGUAAGACUACGCUAUCAAGACAUCAGCGUAGCCAUUUAGAAUCUGGUUCAUUAUCAAGCUGCGACUCUGAGAGUGAAGCUACUAUGAGUCCACCACCUGGUAUGGUGGACGUUUUACCCAACAAGCGCUAUUCAGCACCGGCAAGCUAUGGUCCGGCGGAACUGGUUCCACCUUUGACCAAGCCUACCGCUAUGCACCCAGGUUCGUGGCCUGUUCCAGAUGGGCGGUAUGCAUACCCAUACCCCUAUCAUCCUGAACAACCACACUAUCCUCAUACAGCAGAAGGCACGCAACAUCCUCCAUGGGGUUAUCAACAACCCCCACCUCAGCAUGUUCAACAGCAACAGAGGUAUUCUUAUGAACGACAGCAGUCAUUAACUGAAACUGUCACUCCUUAUCAUGGUUUGCCAUCACCUGCCAUCAAGACACAGUAAGGCCUUGCUCCACAUGUUUGCCAUAUAGGACACCCCCCAAGAGAUACAAAAAGAAAAAAAUACAUUCAAGCCAGCCAAAAAAAAAAUAUUCCAAAACCCUCAAGAAAAAAAUAUCCAGCUUCCCCAACAAUUAGGCCCACCCAAGAUAGAUACGCAGUCAACAAGAAGAAAAAAGAAACACCUAAAAAAUCACUUUAAAAAAACUGA